AUGUGGGAGAAUAAAAUAAGAGAAAUCAACCGAGAACACCGAAAAAACGUCCCCUGCCUUAUCAAACAACUGAAGGACAUGCGGAACAAAAAACGCCAGGGGGAACCCGUCACUGAAGUGGACAUAAAGAAGUCGUUGUUUUAUGCCAAUGAAGUGGAUAAUGCGGACAAUUACCGAAUGUGCAUUCGAAAUUUGUUCCCAAAACGUCUUACUGAUGUAAAUUCAGAGGUUAACGCCUCCUCAACUUUAAACGGAUUACUUCCCGACCGGGAAGCUAAUCCCACAUCAAAUGCCUCGGCAGAGGUAAAUCAACAAGGGACCAGUUCCCGAAAACGUAAUCAUUCAGUUGAUUCAGAGGACCAAGUUCCUAAUGCUGUUGGAGAGGAAACUCUCAGCGAAUCUACAGCGAAUUGCUGCACUGACAAGAAUUCGACCGAAUUCUUUUCACCUGAUGCCUACCUUUUGGAAUCCGAGUUUCCAGCGAAGAUAAAGGAAAUUCGACGAAGUGGCAAGUGUGCCAUAAGAGUCCUUAUUGUCCAUUACCUCAUGGACAAUGAGGCUGGCAUUGAAAAAUGGUACACCGGAAGAGAUGUUAGGAAAGACGGCAAGAUUUUGGUAACAUGCGACGGACAUGGAUGUAAAGUAAGAUUUGUUCUUAUGAUCCUCAACCCGCUGAUGGUAACGCUUGAGAAGAGUCCUACUUCCGAGAGAGAGCGUCCACGGCUAGAUUUCCAAAGCGAAGAGGUGCUCGAAAUCACUAAUUAUGAAAUCGAGUCUUUCAAACUUCAAUUUCAUACUUGUGAUGAUCUUCAGGAAAUUCCGGAUCUUGAGAAGGCUGGCGACAAUAUGGACUAA
Messenger RNA from Oikopleura dioica, 855 nucleotides. NCBI's taxonomy places the organism in Eukaryota, Metazoa, Chordata, Appendicularia, Copelata, Oikopleuridae. The record is from the annotation of a GenBank genome assembly.